CAUACCGUAUUCUUUGGCACAUCUACAGCCCAUUUCUCUUCUAAUUUUUUCAUUAUCUCUGGUCCUGGUAAGAGAGAAAUUCCUUGGACUUUCAGAGUUCAGAGCCCUCCCCCCCCAGUUCCACACUUCCACCCGGUUUCCCCCUCUUUCUUUGUAUCUUCUUGUUGUUGUUGAUCUCUGGAAUUAAGGGGGAUUUGAUUUCUCUGACUAGGAACUCAAGUGGGUUUCCAUGAUUCAUUCAGCAGCCCUGCAUCUCUGCUAGGGCUGCAGGAUUGUCUAAAAAAGGGGAGGAGGCAAAAAUGGUUUUCAAGGGGAGAUUUUUCUCCUCUAAGAAAUCAGAUUCUUCAAGCCCCGAUGGAUCGAACAGUCCCAAAACCCUAAGUUCAGAUUCGCCCAACAGAUCCGAGAAGAAGAAGGUCAAAUCCACGAAGGAUGAUCAGCAGAUCGGUCCCAGUGGCGGGAACUUUGGUGUUGGGUGUCGUCAAACGCAUGUCAAAGAUGGCAGGAAGCAGCCGCAGCCGCAGCCGGAGCAGCAGCAGCAGAAGAAGAAGGAGAUCAAGGGGAAGGAAGUUCAAGCUCCAUUGAAGUCGACUUCGGCGGCAGUUUCUAGUAAUGCUUCCAGUUCGGUUUCGAAAUUGCGGAAAAUGCCUGAGGUGAAAGAGGGGCCUUCGGCGGUCGCGCCACUUCUGGCAUCGUCACUUGGGUUGAAUAGGAUAAAGACGAGAUCAGGGCCGUUGCCACUGGAGAGCUUCUUUGGGUUCCGCGGGGACAAGGGGUUGAAUGGUGCGAGCAAUUUAUCGAGGCCUGCUACCGAUGGGUCUUCGCCUUCGACUUCCUCAUCGGCAGCUUCCGGGAAGAACAUUGGCAAGAAGAAAGAUGUUCAGAAACUUAAUAAGGACAAUGCUUCACCUGGUAGUUGGAUUGGCAAUGGCAGCAAUUGCGAUAGCAUGUCGACUGGGAGUACACUAUCAAGGGAUCAGAGUCCGAGUGUCCAGGUCAGGUCCUGUCUACAGAAUGGUGACUCAUCAGCCGAAAUGGGGCGAUAUAAUUCAUCUUGGGGACAAACUAGUGGCUUAAGAAGUUCAGAUGCUCAUACUCCAGAGGUACAGACUUCAUAUGAUUGUGAUAUGCCAAAGGAGUCCGAAUCUCCUCGUUUUCAAGCAUUACUUCGAGUUACAAGUGCUCCUAGGAAAAGGUUUCCUGCUGAUAUUAAGAGCUUCUCCCAUGAAUUGAACUCCAAAGGUGUUCGACCUUUUCCAUUUUGGAAGCCUCGGGGCUUAAAUAAUUUGGAGGAGGUUUUGGUUGUCAUACGGGCAAAAUUUGACAAAGCAAAGGAAGAAGUGGACUCUGAUCUGGCAAUUUUUGCAGGAGAUCUGGUUGGUGUUUUAGAAAAAAAUGCAGAAACCCAUCCUGAAUGGCAAGAGACCAUUGAGGAUUUGUUGGUUUUGGCUCGACGUUGUGCUGUAAUGUCACCUGGUGAGUUUUGGCUUCAGUGUGAGGGCAUAGUUCAGGAUUUGGAUGAUCGGCGUCAGGAACUUCCCAUGGGUAUGCAGAAGCAGCUGCACACUCGCAUGCUUUUCAUCCUCACCAGAUGUACCCGGUUGGUGCAAUUUCACAAGGAAAGUGGGUUUGCUGAGGAUGAACCUGUUCUUAGUCUUCAUCAAUCUAAAAUUAUCCAUUCUGCUGAUAAACGAGUUAUAUCAGGCCCAGUAAGGGAAGGGAAAAAUUUUAAUGCUGCAAAGGGCUCAAAGGCAGCAUCAGCAAGGAAAUCUUAUAGCCAGGAGCAACAUGGCUUGGAUUGGAGGAGAGGGCAUACAAUACAGCCCAUGAAUUUAGUCUUGCCUCCUGAUGCAGAAGCUCAAAAGAACAUUGAAUCACCUGCAAGCAGGGACCGAAUAGCUUCUUGGAAGAAACUCCCAUCUCCUGCAGCAAAAAAUCAGAAGGAUCCUGUGCCAGUGAAGGAUGAUUCCUUACAGGUAUUAAGCAACAGGAAAGAAAGUUAUGAUGCAGAUAUGGCUGCUAUUAAGUCUCCUGAACUUCCUCCUACCAAAGAUCUACAUUCUUCUGCUCCUUCCAAGCAUCAGCAUAAAGUUUCUUGGGGUUACUGGGGGGAUCAGCAGAAUAUUACUGAUGAAAAUUCGAUAAUUUGUCGCAUUUGUGAGGAGGAGGUACCAACUUCUCAUGUGGAAGACCAUUCAAGAAUCUGUGCUAUUGCUGAUAGAUGUGAUCAGAAAGGCUUAAGUGUCAAUGAGCGUCUUAUCAGGAUUGCUGAAACUCUUGAGAAGAUGAUGGAGUCCUUUGCACAAAAGGACAUGCAGAAUGCAAUGGGCAGUCCAGAUAUUGCAAAAGUCUCAAACUCAAGUAUCACUGAAGAUUCUGAUAUUCAAUCUCCAAAACUCAGUGAUUGGUCCCGCAGGGGCUCUGAGGACAUGCUUGAUUGCCUCCCAGAGUCUGAUGAUUCUGUUUUUAUGGAUGACCUAAAGGGUGGUCUACCCUCUAUGUCAUGUAAAACUCGUUUUGGUCCAAAAUCUGACCAAGGAAUGACAACAUCAUCGGCAGGUAGCAUGACUCCUCGAUCUCCAUUAUUGACUCCAAGAAUCUGCCAAAUAGACAUGCUAUUGGCCGGAAAGGGUGCAUACUCUGAACAUGAAGAUCUUCCACAGAUGAAUGAACUUGCCGAUAUUGCUCGAUGUGCGACAAAUACACCCAUGGAUGAUGAUCGAUCCAUGCAAUAUCUGGUCUCCUGCCUUGAAGACUUAAAGGUUGUAGUUAACCAUAGAAAGCUAGAUGCACUUACAGUGGAGACAUUUGGAGCAUGCAUAGAGAAAUUGAUAAGGGAGAAAUACUUACAGCUUUGCGAACUAGUUGAUGAUGAUAAAGUGGAUAUAACAAGUACCACAAUAGAUGAAGAUUCCCCUUUAGAAGAUGAUGUUGUCCGAAGCUUGAGGACGAGUCCUAUUCACUCUAUGAAGGACCGAACUUCUAUAGAUGACUUUGAAAUAAUAAAACCAAUCAGCCGUGGGGCAUUUGGGCGGGUUUUCUUGGCAAAGAAAAGAACAACUGGUGAUCUUUUUGCUAUAAAGGUUCUUAAAAAGGCGGACAUGAUUCGUAAAAAUGCUGUUGAGAGCAUCUUGGCUGAGCGUGACAUUUUAAUUUCAGUUCGCAAUCCUUUUGUGGUUCGUUUUUUCUAUUCUUUUACAUGUCGCGAGAAUUUAUAUCUUGUGAUGGAGUACUUGAAUGGAGGAGAUCUAUAUUCUUUGUUGAGAAAUUUAGGAUGCUUGGAUGAAGAUGUUGCUCGUAUAUACAUAGCAGAAGUUGUGCUUGCUUUGGAAUACUUGCAUUCAUUACGUGUGGUUCAUCGUGAUUUGAAGCCUGAUAAUCUAUUGAUUGCACAUGAUGGUCAUAUCAAGUUGACAGACUUUGGGCUUUCGAAGGUUGGUCUCAUCAACAGUACCGAUGAUUUGUCUGGUCCAGCUGUUAGUGGGACAUCUCUACUUGGAGAGGAUGAACCUCAGUUAUCUGUUUCUGAGCAAUUGCAUCAGCGGGAAAGGCGGCAGAAACGUUCUGCUGUUGGCACACCUGAUUAUUUGGCACCAGAGAUACUCUUGGGAACAGGACAUGGCGCAACAGCAGAUUGGUGGUCUGUGGGUGUUAUUCUUUUUGAAUUGAUUGUUGGCAUUCCACCCUUUAAUGCCGAACAUCCACAGACAAUUUUUGACAAUAUACUCAAUCGGAAAAUACCUUGGCCCCAACUGCCUGAAGAAAUGAGCCCUGAAGCACAAGAUCUAAUUGAUCGACUUUUGACAGAGGAUCCUAGUCAGAGACUUGGAGCUAAAGGAGCAUCAGAGGUGAAGCAACAUGUGUUCUUCAAGGACAUCAACUGGGACACACUUGCCAGGCAGAAGGCUGCAUUUGUUCCUGCUUCAGAGAGUGCCCUUGAUACAAGUUACUUCACAAGUCGUUACUCCUGGAAUCCCUCAGAUGGUCAUGUUUAUGCAGCAAGUGAAUUUGAGGAUUCUAGUGACAGUGGCAGUGUAAGUGGCAGCAGCAGUUGCUUAAGCAACCGUCAGGAUGAACAGGGUGAUGAAUGUGGAGGUCUUGCUGAGUUUGAAUCUAGCUCAUCUGUGAAGUACUCAUUUAGUAACUUUUCAUUCAAGAAUCUCUCCCAGCUUGCAUCAAUCAAUUAUGAUUUGCUUACCAAGGGUCUGAAGGAUGAACCAUCAAUGAAUCAUGAUGCAUAAUUUUGCCAACUUCUCCAUUGAGAAAGGGGAGCAGUGUUUUGAUGUUUGAUUGAUAAGGCAGCAGUGAGGACCCCACCAACCUCGGUGGUGGUUUGUACAGUCUGUAAAUAGAUAGAAGCUCAAGAUUACUACUGCCGGGAUGCGCUCUUUCCUUAUAUAGGCUAAGGCUCCACAUUGUGGGGCUCCAAUUUUAGUCCUGAGUCAUUUGUUUGGUUUUAAGGAUCACUCUGUACAUUAAUUACCUUCCCUGGAAAUGGGCCCUUUUGAUGGAAACGUGUGGUUGACAUCCCCCAUGGCAAUGAGAUCGCAUCCCAUGUUGUUUACAUUUACGAGUGUAAUUAGCUUCUCAGUUUUCACAAGUUUCUUGUUAUCCUUAACCCCCAGAUAACCUCAUUUUCAAGGCAUUUGUGGGGGAAUCUCGAGUAAAAAAAUUUGGUUGGCAGUGGCAA
Molecule: messenger RNA, 4690 nt
Organism: Nelumbo nucifera (sacred lotus)
Lineage: Eukaryota; Viridiplantae; Streptophyta; Magnoliopsida; Proteales; Nelumbonaceae
Product: Protein kinase superfamily protein
Biological process (GO): intracellular signal transduction; peptidyl-serine phosphorylation
Molecular function (GO): protein serine/threonine kinase activity; ATP binding
Source: RefSeq, a predicted model, not a curated record